Molecule: messenger RNA, 677 nt
Organism: Triticum dicoccoides
Lineage: Eukaryota; Viridiplantae; Streptophyta; Magnoliopsida; Poales; Poaceae
Product: U1 small nuclear ribonucleoprotein 70 kDa-like
Exons: 3
Coding region: 114-677 (187 amino acids)
Molecular function (GO): zinc ion binding
Source: RefSeq, a predicted model, not a curated record
GUGGGUCCCACCCCACACACUUUCCCCAAUCCAGCCCGAGCUUGAAGAAGAGCUGCUGCCUCCCCACUCUCUCUCACCCCUCAAGCUCCCCCCUCAAAUCCUCUCCAAAAGGCAUGGCUUCAUCCGGUUCCAGGACGAGGCCACCGUGCGCGGACCAAGAGGACAUGCCGAAGACGUGGUUGGAGGCCAGUUUGGACAAGAAGAAGGAGAAGGAUGUGCCCACACCACCAUGUUGGUGUGGUGAUGUUUGCAAGCUGAAGGUGUCCACUGACCGCAACAAGUCAUGGACAGAAGGUAGAAGGUUUUUCGUGUGUCCCAACUAUGCACAUGAUCGUCGAAGGCCAACUAACGCAUAUGACAUACCACCGUCCCCUCCUCCACUUUGCAAGUACUUCACUUGGAUAGAUCACGAGGUACCAAAAGAUAUCCAAGAGGACCAACGUGCAGAUUGGUUACGGAGGCAGCGCCUAUUCGAGGAGUCCUAUGCACGGGGAUUGGAGCGGGAGCGUCGUGAGAAGGAGGCUCGUGAGCGCAAGAAGCGUGAGCAAGAGAGGGCACGCAAAGAGAAGGCGGCUCGUCAAGAAGAGAGGGAAAGCAAACUUGCAAGGGCUCGCGAUGCACGAGAGGAGGACGAGGCACGUGACAAGAAGGGAAAGUGGCCCCGGACUACUCAGUAG